Molecule: messenger RNA, 1972 nt
Organism: Sardina pilchardus (European sardine)
Lineage: Eukaryota; Metazoa; Chordata; Actinopteri; Clupeiformes; Clupeidae
Gene: alg1
Product: ALG1 chitobiosyldiphosphodolichol beta-mannosyltransferase
Exons: 13
Coding region: 3-1478 (491 amino acids)
Cellular component (GO): endoplasmic reticulum
Molecular function (GO): mannosyltransferase activity
Source: RefSeq, a predicted model, not a curated record
UCAUGGCGGAUGUUCAGACAUCAUUACUCGUAUUUGUCGUUUCAUUCAUAGCUGUUUUUGUAGGUGUAUAUAUAACGGAAUUUGAUACAGAUGGAUGUGUUCCCCAAAUUGCUGCUGUGGUUGUCAGUAUUUUGAUUGUUUAUUGUUUCAGAGGAAACAGUCAGGAUAAAAAUCGCCACGUCUGUGUGCUUGUGUUGGGUGAUAUUGGACGUAGCCCUCGGAUGCAAUACCAUGCAAUCUCUCUGGGCAAGCAUGGAUACAGCGUCUCUUUCGUUGGUUUCUUUGGUACCAAACCACACGAGGACGUCAUUGCAAGUGGAAAGAUAAACAUCAUUCCAAUUUCCGAAGUCAAAGGACUUACAGUUGGUCCCAAGAUUCUAAGAUACAUCACCAAAGUGCUUGUGCAGUCCCUACAGCUUCUUUAUACACUGAUGAAAAUCAAACACUUCUCCCAUAUUCUCAUGCAGAAUCCUCCUGGAUUACCUAGCAUUGCUGUUACAUGGGUAGUGAGUAGUUUGCGUGGGGUCAAGUUUAUUAUUGACUGGCACAACUAUGGCUACACUAUAAUGGCCCUUACCCAUGGACAAAGACAUCCUAUUGUUCGGGUUGCAAAAUGGUAUGAGAAGUUCUUUGGGCGGUUUUCAAAUUAUAACCUUUGUGUCACUAAGGCCAUGAAAGAAGACCUUCUCAAAAACUGGAACAUUACGGCAACGACUCUAUAUGAUAAGCCACCAUUAAUAUUUAAAGAGACGCCGUUGGAACGUCAACAUGAGCUUUUCAUGAAGAUGGCCAAGGUUUACCCACAGUUUCAGCCAAGUGGUGAGGCCACUGAUGAAGAUGUGGAGCUGACCGCUUUUACACAACGCAGUGGAACCACUGGCACUGUCAGUCUUGUUGCCAAGAGGCCUGCUCUGCUGUUGAGCAGCACCAGCUGGACAGAGGAUGAAGAUUUCUCAAUUUUGCUAAAGGCGCUUGAGGAUUAUGAAGAAUUUGUGAAUGUGGGUGAGGGUCUCCCAGAGCUGAUUUGUGUCAUUACAGGUAAAGGCCCUCAAAAGGAAUACUAUAAAAAACUAAUUGACUCCAACAGUUUCCAACAUGUUAAGAUUUGCACUCCGUGGCUCGAGGCAGAAGAUUACCCUCGGUUGCUUGGUGCUGCCGAUCUCGGGGUUUGCCUGCACAAAUCCUCCAGUGGCCUUGAUCUUCCUAUGAAAGUAGUGGACAUGUUCGGCUGUUGCCUGCCUGUCUGUGCUAUACACUUUGAAUGUUUACAUGAAUUGGUGAAGCAUGAGGAAAAUGGACUAAUAUUCCAGGACUCUAUGGAAUUAGCCACACAGUUGAAGUUGUUGCUGUGUGACUUCCCGGUCAGCGAGGGCAAACUGGAGCUCUUCAGGAGGAACCUGAGGGCCAGCGGCCAACAGCGCUGGGAUGAGAACUGGGAUCAGACUGUUCUUCCCAUACUAAUGGCUGACAGCAGAUAAACCAACCAAAACCAACUUCAUUUCUCUGGUGGGAAAGUCCAAAUAUGUGGUUCAGUGACACACAUGCGUAGAUUAAGGCCUGAUUGAUAGUCUACAUAGCUGGAUGCAUUUGCCUGUUCAUAGCCUAUGCUAAAAGGGUUUGGCGCAUACUUGUGCAGCAAAUUAUGUCCGAUGUUUUGUAACGUGACAAGCGUGUGUGCAUGUGCCAUGUCAUGCAUUUUUGAUGGGGGCACAUUUCGAUCUGCAUUGCUUGCAUAAACUAUGAACCAGCACUGACUCAGAGUAAAUGGUACACCUCUUAAAAGAAGUGCCGUGUGGCAUUGUUUGAGUAAGUGGUACAUUUCCAACUAGAUAAGCCCUAUGAUGUCCUUUUUAUUGAAACAAUGGCACAGGGUUCUCCUUUUAGGUGCACCACUUAUUAAAUGAACUAAGCCAGGUUUGUCACUAAUCCACGUACUUGGAAUAUUGGAGAAAACCGGCGAGUUGAUGGGGAU